UGAACAGCUUCUCGGUGGGAGAAUGUUUCAUAAUAAAUACUACUUGACUUUUACUAGCUGCUCUGAAAGAGGAAGACAAGCCAAACAAUCUAACAAACUGUUCUUCUGGACUAGACUGAACCCUGCUGAUGUGGAACUCAACCUGUUCUUCUGGACUAGACUGAACCCCGCUGAUGUGGAACUCAACCUGUUCUUCUGGACUAGACUGAACCCUGCUGAUGUGGAACUCAACCUGUUCUUCUGGACUAGACUGAACCCUGCUGAUGUGGAACUCAACCUGUUCUUCUGGACUAGACUGAACCCUGCUGAUGUGGAACUCAACCUGUUCUUCUGGACUAGACUGAACCCUGCUGAUGGGGGACUCAACCUGUUCUUCUGGACUAGACUGAACCCUGCUGAUGUGGAACUCAACCUGUUCUUCUGGACUAGACUGAACCCUGCUGAUGUGGAACUCAACCUGUUCUUCUGGACUAGACUGAACCCUGCUGAUGUGGAACUCAACCUGUUCUUCUGGACUAGACUGAACCCUGCUGAUGGGGGACUCAACCUGUUCUUCUGGACUAGACUGAACCCUGCUGAUGUGGAACUCAACCUGUUCUUCUGGACUAGACUGAACCCUGCUGAUGUGGACUAGACUGGACUGGACUAGACUGAACCCUGCUGAU
Molecule: messenger RNA, 665 nt
Organism: Oncorhynchus mykiss (rainbow trout)
Lineage: Eukaryota; Metazoa; Chordata; Actinopteri; Salmoniformes; Salmonidae
Source: RefSeq, a predicted model, not a curated record